This is a messenger RNA of Malus domestica (apple), 1399 nucleotides long. RefSeq lists its product as uncharacterized. NCBI's taxonomy places the organism in Eukaryota, Viridiplantae, Streptophyta, Magnoliopsida, Rosales, Rosaceae. Gene Ontology annotation, molecular function: aldehyde-lyase activity. The record is from RefSeq and is a predicted model, not a curated record. Gene Ontology annotation, cellular component: cytoplasm.
CGAGAAAGACUUUCAUGAAACGGGGCGGACCGCAGCCUUUAGACUACAGUAGAAUACAGGUUACAGUUACACGGCGAGAGCUCCAAGAGUCCACUACGCACGUGCAAACGUGACAAGUCUCUCUCCUCUCGCACCAACAUAAACUGCGUCGCGACGACACACAGCUCACAUGUCAGUGAAGUGAAAAGUGAGAGCCUUCUCCCAUAAGCCAAAACACCAACCGGCAGCUAUGGCCACACUCACUUAUCCGGCCGCGGCCGCCAUCAGAACCACCAAAUCAUCUCUCAGAAAACCCUUCUCCAUCAUCCCCAUCAAACCCAAUUCCAUCUCCCCACUCAAACCCCUAAACCUCACCUCUAAACCCGCCACCUUCUCAAUCAAAUCCACCGCCUCCUCCGACCACUCCUCCACCGCCACAACCACCAUUACCACCACCACCACCUCCUCCAUCUCCCCCUCCUCCCUAACUCUCAAAUCUCGCCUCCAAAACGGCCAGACCCUCUACGGCCUCUUCCUCCUCUCCUUCUCCCCCACCCUCGCCGAGAUCGCCGGCCUCUCCGGCUACGACUUCGUCGUCGUCGACAUGGAGCAUGGCCCCGGCGGCAUCCCCGAAGCCCUCUCCUGCCUCCACGCCCUAGCCGCCACCCAAACCCCCGCCAUUCUUCGCUUACCCGAGACCUCCGCAACUUGGGCCAAAAAAGCCCUAGAUCUCGGCCCACAAGGCAUCAUGUUCCCCAUGAUCGAAUCCUCCAAGGCCGCCAAGAAGGCCGUCUCCUACUGCCGCUUCCCUCCCGCCGGCGUCCGCGGGUCCGCCCACACCGUCGUUCGCGCCUCCAACUACGGCAUCGACGAGGGGUAUUUGAGUAAUUACGAGGACCAGCUGCUGAUCAUGUGCCAGGUGGAGAGCGAGGAGGGCGUGAAGCACGCGGAGGACAUCGCAGCCGUCGAUGGAGUCGACUGUAUUCAGAUGGGGCCGUUGGAUCUGAGCGCCAGCAUGGGGUACUUGUGGGACCCCGCGAACAAGAAGGUGAGGAAAAUGAUGGAAAAGGCCGAGAAGGCCGUGCUGGGGUCCGACCCCAAAGGGGGUGGGGCCUACUUGGCCGGCUUCGCUAUGCCCCAUGACGGGCCUCGCGAUUUGGGGACACGUGGAUACCACAUGGUGUCGGGAGCCGUCGAUGUAGGGCUGUUUAGGAGCGCGGCGGUGGAGGACGUGAAGAGGUUCAAGAUGAGCUUGAUGGACGGUGCAGAUGAUGAGCGGGAGGACGAGAAGGAUGCUGAUGAGAAGUACUGGAGCGAAUGAAGAGGCAGACUGUUGAAAGCUUUCUUUUUAGGCGGGGAGAAAUAUUGACGAAAAUAAUUAGAAUUUUGGACUCGCUUAUUUGUAAAUUUUGAAGUGGGG